Linum trigynum is the source of this 3934-nucleotide messenger RNA. NCBI's taxonomy places the organism in Eukaryota, Viridiplantae, Streptophyta, Magnoliopsida, Malpighiales, Linaceae. The record is from the annotation of a GenBank genome assembly.
CUCAACCACCUUGACUUAUGCAUAUGCGUCUUAUAAUUUUUUACUUAUAGGCGCCUGACUACUCCCAUGCUAAUAACUCUCCCGGGAAACAUACUCCACAUCUCGUCGGAUGUAGUCAUACAUACCCCCACACCACUAUGGGUGUAGUCAUACCCUGACACCACUCUGGGUGUGGUCAUAUCUCGUAAGAAAUCUUCAGUCACCACCACAUGAGAGGUGUGACUAUCAUAUAUAUCAUAAUAGAGUAAUAACAUAGGGAGCCCUAAUUACUAUGUAGUUGACCGUGAGACCACAACACUCAUAUUUGGUAUCCUCAUACAUAAUUCAUAUCUCAUCUUGAUUCAUCAUAAUUCGUUACUUGCACAUGUACUUGACCUGACCAUAAUUGGCUCAACAUAGGUAAACCAGGAGUCGUAUAGUUGCACUUCCUCGAGAUAAACCCUCGUGCAAGUCAUCCUCCUUAAAACAUCAUAAUAUCACCCUGGGAAGUUUAUUUCCCCCACUUGUGAAUCCAAAUUCAACCACAAUAUCACAUCAUGUCGAAACAACUGAUCGAACAACCAUGAAGUCAUAUCAACAGUUAAGCCACAAAUGGCAAAAUGUAUGCAAUCAUCAGCAUAAACAAGGUCCAUGUCGAUUAGGGCAAGUCAAUAAUAUCAUACAGCAGUCCAGGGUUCAACAUAUAGCACACAAGUUCAUACACCCCUAAUCAUGCCAUUCUAGUUCACCUAGGUCAAUUCUAAGCAUCAAUAUAAUUAUCGUGAUACGACAAACCCGGUAUGUCGUGCUAAUCCCUCACUAGUUCUGGUCGUUCAAACACCGGUUUAACCUUCCCGUACUAAAACGUCAAUUUCACGAACGAAUCACGAAUUAAAAUCCGAGACCGUCCUAAUAUCCCCUGCAGUAUCCCCGUCAAUAUUAGUUCUAGGCUCCGGGUCAAAUUCUUGAUAAAAACACAUCAAACCCUGGCCGGAGCUAAAUUCAGCGAUUUGGACCCCGACCUAAAUAAUUGCCGAAAUUCAGGGAUUAGAACUAGAGGAUUGAUUACCUCGCUGCAGGAAGCUCGUAUAUGACAUUUGGGCUCAAUCCUGCUUCCAGAUACUCCGAAACCCUAAUUUGGCUUAUCGGGAAUUCAAGAAAUUCCUGAACCAAAAAAACUCGUUUUAAAGCUCUAACUCAAUAAACUACGAUGUAUAGAUGAAUAAGGCAUUACUUACUGGAUUUUUGGAUCACUAGGACUCAAGAUUGGAGCUUUGGUAAUUUCCCUCGUGCCUCCCCUGAACUGCUCCGCGCUCUCUGUUCCUCGGUCCCAGAAAUGGAAAAGGAAGGGGAAAUGGUUUCUGGUAAAGUAAUGACACAGGGGAGGGAUUUAUAUAGGUGGUCUGUGACCGCUUGUAUAUAGAUAAUAUAUUAUAUAUAUAAUUAUAUGGCAAAGGCUAGCGUACGCCUGACAUACGCUAUACGCAUGUGUUCACACUUAUAAAUUAAUUUUUAAUUAAAUUAACUGUAAAAUAUAAUUACAGCUACACCCACUAAUAAAUUUUUGUGUACGUUUUAAUCACACAAAUUUUUUCAUCCUUCCAAUUACGAUUCAAACUCCCAAAUUACUAUUUUAUUUAUAACUUUCCAUCCAAUUUAUUAAAAGAGUAACUAAACCUGUUAGUCAAAUAAUGAAAUAAUUAUCCGCCAUAGAAAAUUUGUAUCCACCUUUUGGCUGAAUCAUUUAACCCAACUUGGUGAAGCGACGAGCCUCCCACGACGCCCCCAGAAUGCUGACUCAAAUGCCUCCUCCAUUAGCAGCGAUGAUUGCACGACCACGGAAGGAUACCGGUGGGCUGCGACGGCACGCUGACGAUUCCAACUCCGACGCGUCUCUUCUGAUAAUUCGAGAAGGCGACGUCUCUGUGUCUACGGCCCUCGAUUCUUUCAGCUAUAGUUAUAACAACGGGAACGAGAACGUGGAACUUCACUACCACCAUCACAAUCACCGUGUCCUCGAUGUCUCCAUCUCCAUGGACACGCCUUUUAUUAUGGCCUCCUAGUUCUUCGACAAUGACGACCGCCCUAAAUAAACUGGAACCAUAUGGAAUGCAAAUGUGCUCACAUCAUAAUGGCGGUCGAAUUCCUUCGCCAAAUCGCCGAUCAGCCGCCAUAUCUUUCCUCCCUUUCAUUUCACUUGUCUUUAUUGUUUAAUAAGAAAACCUUAUUUGAUCAAUCUGGUGAAUAUCUUCUCUUUUUAUAAGAUUGAGCUAAUCUUCUCUUAGUAUCAUAUCAUAUGCUUUUCAAUCGACUCUACCUCCCUGCGCAUUCACUUCACCUCCCCUGUUCUUGCAGAAAAACAUGUAUGGAUCUGCAGCUCUCACUUAGUAUCAUAUAUCUUAGUCUUUGAGUUUCUACAUAUGAAUUUCAUGCUAUACAAAGCUUUUUUCGUUGCAACAAGACAUAUAUGGAUCUGCAACUCACUUAUUUCUAGUCUCUAGUCUUGCUCUGUUUUGUGUUAAAGUUCGGAGGGGAGUUCGACUAAGAGGUGAAAAUGAGAAGGAAGAGCGAUCGAAGCAUCCGUCGUUUUUUGCGGUUCUAAAAUCUACUAAGAUUGAAUUAAUUACAGUUUUUAAGUUUGUGGGUUUAUUUGCUCUUCAAGCUGUUUCUUGCCAUCUAAAUCUGUAGGGGAGGUUCCGAACUGAAAAAUGGCAAGAGGGAAGGUUGUGUUGUUUUGUUUUUGUUUUAAUUGCUUUGUGAUAUUGGGUUGGGCUGAUUGCAAAGACAAAUUGGGUUGUUGUUAAAUUGGUUGACGCGUGGGACUAACUAGUAUUGAAAAAUAAAUUAAUGGGGUUGUGGUUGUAAUUAUAAUUAUUGAUUUACUUAUAAUUAAUUAGAAAUAAUUAAUAGGUGUGAACAUAGACGUAUAGCGUACGCCAGGCGUACGCUAGCCUGAACCUUAAUUAUAUAUUAUAUAUAUAUAAUUAAUACGUAUACUUAUCCGAUCGAUUGAUAAUCUGAUUUUCGUUGAAAUACUAUCCAAACACUCGAUUUGAAUCACAUAAUUUUUCUAGCGACAGUAAUACGAUUUUAGCCAAAAUGGGAUGUUACAAUUCUCCCCUCCUUAAAAGAUUUCGUCCCCGAAAUCUAACCUUGAGUUGUACCCUUAGUCCGCUUACUUACUCUUGACAUGGUCUAUCGUAGAUAAACCAUUACCUAACUCUUAGGUUAGGUGAUUCAUAGCAUAGAAGGUAACACCUAACAGCUCAAGUUCCCAAUAUAAGGUUUCAAAAACCUAUAUCGAGUUAUCACAUCAUAAGCACAUCAACAAUUUCAAAACAUAACUUACUAAGCAAGAUUGUUAACCUAGCCACCACAACAUCAAGAAUCAUAUCCAUAUUAAAAACUCUACCACAACAACUCGUCAUGUUAGCAUAGUCGAAGAUCAAGUGUAUUGCAUUGCUAGCCACCAUGCUUCUCGAUCGGUUAGUAGUAACACUAAACGUACUUCUGUGCAAACUACAAGGAAACAUUGGCCUUCUUUUGAUCCACACACCAGUUGUGUCUAACCAAGUUAUUCACUUAGUUGAAACAAAACUUUCUUCGAAAUCAUUACUUGGACAACAAGAUAAAAUUUCCACAUAUUUUCAUAAAUCUCUUAAACCAUAAAAUUUUCAAGAUUCCUUCAAAUACUCAAAAUCAUGUUUGACCAUAUACAACUGACUAUGCAACACAUCAUCACCUUUGGUCCCAAUCCUGAAAAGUUUAGUGCAAGUACAGGUAUGGAGUACUCCCUCCCCUUUCGAGGGUGAUAAGUCCUCCAGAGUGAAAGUAACAUACCCAUAAUGCAGAAAACAAACCAGCUCUGAUACCAAACUGUAACACCCUACCCUGUACGUAUUACCUAAUCAUAUUGUUCAUACAAUUGAAGUAGAAAUAAUCUCGGGUGUUACAU